GGAGGGAGCCCAGCCAAGCUGGCCAUGGGGAGGACGGGCGCCGGGUUCACGCUGCUGACGCUGCUGCUGCUGCUCCCGCAGCCCACGUCCCAAUUCUGGCUCUUCAACGUGCUCUUUCCACCCACCACCACCCCAGAGGCGCCCCCGACCAACAGCACACCGCCCGUGGUGCUCGUGCCCGGGUGCCUUGGGAACCAGCUGGAAGCCAAACUGGACAAGCCGGAUGUAGUGAACUGGAUGUGCUACCGCAAAACCGAGGACUAUUUCACCAUCUGGCUCAACCUCAACACGUUCCUGCCAGUGGGAGUUGACUGUUGGAUCGAUAACACCAGGGUCGUGUACAACCGAACCGCUCGGAAAAUGACCAACGCCCCCGGGGUGCACAUCCGUGUGCCUGGCUUUGGCAAAACCUAUUCUGUGGAGUACCUGGAUCAGAGUAAACUGGCAGGUUACCUGCACACCCUGGUUCAGAACCUGGUGAACAACGGCUACGUGAGGGACCAGACAGUUCGGGCAGCCCCCUAUGACUGGAGGGUUGGUCCCCAGGAGCAGCCUGAAUACUUCCAGAACCUGAAGGCACUGAUAGAGGAGAUGCACGAUGAGUACCAGCAGCGUGUCUUCCUCAUUGGGCACAGCAUGGGCAACCUCAACGUCCUCUACUUCCUGCUCCAGCAGAAGCAAGCCUGGAAAGAUCAGUACAUUGGGGGCUUCAUCUCACUGGGUGCCCCUUGGGGAGGGUCCGUCAAGCCACUGCGUGUCCUGGCAUCAGGUGAUAAUCAGGGCAUCCCACUUAUGUCCAACAUCAAGCUGCGUGAAGAGCAGCGUAUGACCACCACCAGCCCCUGGAUGUUCCCAACGAGCUUGGCCUGGCCAGAGGACCACGUUUUCAUCUCCACACCCUCCUACAAUUACACCUACCGGGACUACCAGCGGUUCUUCACCGAUGUCAACUUGGAGGAUGGUUGGUACAUGUGGGAGGACAUGAAGGACUUGCUGAAGGGAUUACCCCCUCCUGGUGUGGACACAUAUUGCCUUUAUGGCACGGGCUAUCCCACAGUGGAGACUUACAUAUACGAUGAGCAUUUCCCUUACGAGGACCCCGUGGACAUGAUUUAUGGUGAUGGGGACGACACUGUCAACAAACGCAGCUCAGAGCUGUGCAAGCGAUGGCGCAACCAGCAAAAGCAGAAAGUGCACGUCCAGGAGCUGCGAGGCAUCGACCACCUCAACAUGGUCUUCAGCAACCUGACGCUGACCUCCAUCAAUGAAAUACUGCUGGGGAGCACCAAGGCUGGGGCUGGCACCAAGGAGCAGGGAGAGCCGAAGCAGAUGGGUGCUCUGAGAUCCAGCCCAGAGGUAGGGAGGAGGGGGCACAAAGUCCUUAAGGAGCCCAGAAAGAACUGAAGGAGGCGAUGGCCAGCUUCCCUCCAUGCUUGUAUCCACCAGAAGCUGGCGUGAAGAGGAGUAAAGGACUUGGAGUUGGGUAUCAGAGAGAAGGAGCAAGAACAACAGCUCAGGUGGAUGGGCUGGCACCCUCUUCCAUUCUGAUUGUUUGGGUUUUUUUUUGUUUUGGGAGCAGUGAUUAAUUACACUUCAGAGGCUUGUCACUUCCCACUAGUGGAUGGAUAAUUAACCACGCUGCCAGCUCAUUAACAUCACACUCGUGGAUUAUGGUGUGUGAGCAAGCCCUCGAUGCUAGCAAGCUAUCUUUAGACACUUCAGGCCGUGGUGCCAUAGCCUCUUUUUAUACAGGACAGCCUCCAUGUAAGCAAGAUAGCACUCAUGGUGCCGGGGCAGCCACCAGGGUGGGUAAGGACGGGAGGAUAGGCACAGCUUGCAGAAGGGCCCCCGCCAGCCCCCAUCACACAGGCAACAAGCUGAGCCCCUGCUGCAAGACUGGCUUAGAAUUAGCAGAUCUAAUAAACAUACUUGGCUUCUA
Molecule: messenger RNA, 1939 nt
Organism: Gallus gallus (chicken)
Lineage: Eukaryota; Metazoa; Chordata; Aves; Galliformes; Phasianidae
Gene: LCAT
Product: lecithin-cholesterol acyltransferase
Exons: 6
Coding region: 25-1404 (459 amino acids)
Biological process (GO): lipid metabolic process
Molecular function (GO): phosphatidylcholine-sterol O-acyltransferase activity
Source: RefSeq, marked validated